CUCUCUCUUUCUCUCAUCUAUCUUUUUCUCUUUCUCGCUUUCUUUCUUUCAUAUAUACAUACAUGCAUGCAUACAGAAGGUGAGACAAGCAGAAAAUGGUGGAAGUCAAGAAGCAGAGGAAGUGAAAGCCACUACUAACCUUAAGUGCAAGAACUGUCCUGUAUCUGUCAUACAGGAAAGCAUGCGAGUCGGGUGAAUCACAGAAGAAACUAGUUUGUCUUCAGGUCAGCUAACGAUACCGCUAGAGGCGCAGAGCAAUGACGGGGAACAACUCCUCCUGUGGCUUUAUAGCCCAAAAGCAGCUGUUACCUUUCAUGUAUAGCGUGGAGCUGUGUGUGGCUCUAUUGGGGAACAUAUUCGCCCUGUGGAUGCUGGCGACGAGGGAGAGGAGAAACUGGCACACUGGAGUGGUGUUCUCCUGCAACCUGGCCAUCAGCGACAUCCUCUAUGUCCUGACCUUCCCUCUUCUCAUCAUCACCUAUUUAAAUGACAGAAAGUGGAAAUUCACUGAACCUGUCUGCAAAAUUGAACGUUUCCUUUUCGCCUGCAACCUUUACGUCAGCAUCUAUUUCAUCAUGUGCAUCAGUGUCAACAGGUACCUGGCCAUCGUCCACCCCUUUUUCACACGCAAACACGUGCGUCCCAAACACGCCAAGAUCGUCAGCGUGCUGGUCUGGGUCACUGUGGCCGUCCUCUCAAGUCCGAUCCUCAAGUUUGCAACCAUCGAAAAAGAACGGUGCAGGUCAUUCUCAAGCAAAGCAAAGAGUUACAAGCGCGGCUACAGGGUCUUUAUGGCUGUCGUUGGCUGCCUUGUUCCAUUUGUGGUCACAUUCAUGUCCUAUUUUUGUGUGAUAUGGGCAGUUUUAAAAAAUGCCAACAUCACCACACUGGAGAAGAAAAAAGUGGCUCUGAUUGUGGCUUCGGUCUGCAUAAUCUAUUUCAUAUCUUUUGUGCCCUACCACAUUCUGCAAAUAUGGCACUUUCAGCUGAAGGAGAAUAGAAAAAAUGACUGUGCGGUGCAGAACGCAUACCAAGUGUCAAAGGGACUGGCAGGUGUUAACAUGUGCGUUCACCCCAUCCUCUAUAUGGCCGUGUUUGAUAGUAUCAGGACAUUUUGCUGUGGAAGGAGCUCCAAUAAAUAG
Pygocentrus nattereri (red-bellied piranha) is the source of this 1142-nucleotide messenger RNA. Its product is annotated as P2Y purinoceptor 11-like. Gene Ontology annotation, molecular function: G protein-coupled ATP receptor activity; neurotransmitter receptor activity. The record is from RefSeq and is a predicted model, not a curated record. The transcript has 2 exons. The coding region runs from base 258 to 1142 and encodes 294 amino acids. Gene Ontology annotation, biological process: calcium-mediated signaling; G protein-coupled receptor signaling pathway; cellular response to ATP. Lineage: Eukaryota; Metazoa; Chordata; Actinopteri; Characiformes; Serrasalmidae. Gene Ontology annotation, cellular component: plasma membrane.